AUGGAGCCCAACGGCGACACAGCUGGCGCAGCAUCGCCGUUCGCAGACGUCCGCCUCGCGGUCGACGCAUACACGCUCGACUCGGCCGCCGGCAAGCGGCGGUUGAGGCAGAUCGAGCACGACGGGACGUUGACAUAUGACGAAGUCAAACCGCCCCGCACCAAGCGCACCGAGCACCUCGAGCGGAUAUGGAACGAGUACCCCUCUGGCCUGCUGGACCUGACUGUCGAUGGGCUGCGCGCGGCCGACCCGAGCACGACGUACGGCGAGGAGGAGGCCGAGAAGGAGGACGGGGCCGAGGUGGUCGCGCGCGAGGGCGGCAAGCUCAUGAGCGUCGAGGACAUGGAGGCGCUGCGUACGGAAGUGUUCUCGAACCUCAAUGACGCCCGCAACGAGCUCUGGUUCAUCCUCGAGCUGGCCAAGACGCUCGCCGCGUCGGCCGACAUCCCGUCCAACCCUCCGCCCGAGCCGAUCCCCGCUGCCCCAACACCAAAGAAGGCAAAGGGCAAGGGCCUGUCGCUCGUGCCGUCCGUCGCGUCGAGCGUGCCCCCGCCCGCGACGAGCGCGGAGGGCGAGCCGCCCGUCCUCCCAGCAGGCACGUACACUGCCACGCCGAGCGCUGCGCCGGUGCGCUCGGCCGCGGCGCGCGCGCACGCGCUCGAACUCGCGCUGGCCGCGAAACAGCGUGCGCUGGACGACUGCGGCGCGCUGAUCGACGCCGCGGUCGACGAGCUGCGCGUCAUGGCCGACGCGAGCGCGCGGUUCACUUCCGACGUGGUGCGCCUCAAGUCUGGCGCCGACGGCGGGCAGUGGGCCGUCGUCCCGCGGCCCAACUUUGGCGGCCGGGCCACCGCCGACGAGAUGGCAAAGGACGUCGUCGUGCCGUACGCGCUCGACGAGGCGCAGCCCGCGCUGCGCGCGCGCUCGCUCGCAGCGUUCGACCUCGACCCCCGCAAGGUCGACUCGCUGAGCUUCGGCGCCAGGUCGUACCUCCGCCUCCGGGUGCUCGUGCGCUCGCCCGCCAACGGCCCGCAGACGACGUCGCGGCCCUACGCGGCCACGGCGGAGGACACGACCGACGUGUGUGCUGCUAUCCAGGCGGCGCAGACUGAGACGGUGGAUGAGGACCUGUUCAACGAGAUCCGCAACGAGGUGUCCCGCCUCGACGGGGCGACGAUCGAGCCGCAGAAUAUCUCGCUUCGGGUCGGCAAGGAGGAGCUCACGUUCCAGCUGUACGACACGCGCGAGACGCCCGCCCCGCUGCCCGAGUCACCCAUGUGCGACAUUCUGCUCGGCGCAGCGCGCAUGGGGCUCAUGCACACGUACCGCCGGCGCAAGCAGCGCCUGAUUGACCCGCUGCCCGUCGCGCCGCCGUCGUCGUCGUCGGCGUCGACGUCGGGCUCGUCGAGCAACUCGCCGCCGAGCAGCAUUCUCCUCCCGAUCGUCCACGUGCUGCAGUACAACGCGGUGUGCCGUGCGGUGCGGCCCGCACUCGACGCGUUCCACAACACGCUGUCGGCCGCCGGGCUGACAAGCACCCUCGUGGAGCGGAGCAGCUCGACCGACAGCGCGGACGGCGUGUUAGGCCUGCUGAGCGCCAAGGCCAAGGUCGACGUGCUCGGCACAGUGUUCACGCUCGAGGUGGUCGGAUGCCAGGGCGUUACAGUCAACAUUACUGCCCCGGCGCAGAUCCACCUCGCGACCCCGCGCGCGACCUUUGCCCUCCGCGACGUCGAGCACCUGGGCCGCAUCGUCUCGGACACGAUGGUCGCGCAGCUGCAGGAGUUUGCGUUCGCGAGCAUGCGGGACACGGCGACAGCGGCGACGGGCGACGAGGACAGCAGGGUGUGGUAUGACGAGCUGGACGGGUCGGUCGUCGCCGGCGCGUUGGGGCCGUUGAGCAUUUCAUUCUCGAGCGCCGCCCUCCGCGCGUGGGUCGACGCCGAGGACGCGCCCGCGCCAUACGACUCUGCCGAGGCCGCUCAGCCGUUCACCGAGUGGCUGGCCGACCUGGCCCGCGCGAUCCCUCAUGAGGCGGCGGAGUAGUAGCGGUGCGCUGUGGCGUUCGCUGAUCACCGACCAACCGCUCCGCACGGCCGGCCGGCCGGCGCUUACUGCGACGUGACUCGUGCUCCAUCUUUUCCGUAUGGCAUACCCAUG
Molecule: messenger RNA, 2160 nt
Organism: Vanrija pseudolonga
Lineage: Eukaryota; Fungi; Basidiomycota; Tremellomycetes; Trichosporonales; Trichosporonaceae
Exons: 5
Coding region: 1-2046 (681 amino acids)
Biological process (GO): regulation of transcription by RNA polymerase II
Cellular component (GO): core mediator complex; mediator complex
Molecular function (GO): transcription coregulator activity
Source: RefSeq, a predicted model, not a curated record